GGGCCCGGCAGUGCUGACCAUGGCGGCCACGGGAGCGGCGGGAGCGGGAGCGGCCGGGCUGGCUGGGAUGUCGGCGCGGCCGCUGGGAGCGGCGGAGCCGCUGUCGCUGGGCUCGCUGCGCGGGAAGGUGCUGCUGGUGGCCAACGUGGCGUCGCUCUGAGGCACCACCACCCGCGACUUCCUGCAGCUCAACGAGCUGCAGCAGCGCUACGGGCCCCGCGGGCUGCAGGUCCUCGGCUUCCCCUGCAACCAGUUCGGGCACCAGGAAAAUGCUACGAAUGAGGAGAUCCUGCUGUCGCUGGAGCACGUCCGUCCUGGCAAGGGGUACAAGCCCAAUUUCAUCAUGUUCGAGAAGUGCGAGGUGAACGGGAAGAACGCGCACCCGCUCUUCACCUUCCUGAAAGAGGCGCUGCCCUUCCCGCACGACGACCCGUCCUCGCUGAUGACCAACCCGCAGUUCAUCAUCUGGUCCCCGGUCUGCCGCAACGACAUCUCCUGGAACUUCGAAAAGUUCCUCAUUGGCCCGGAUGGCGUGCCCUUCAAACGCUACAGCCGGCAUUUCGAAACCAUCAAGAUCGAGGCCGAUAUUGAAUUGCUUCUGCAGAAGGUUGCCAAGAAUGUCCUUGAAUAAAGCAAAGCGCCACAGAGUUUGCUGCCUGGCCCCCUCACUUCCUGCUCAGCUCACUGUGCUCCUGCUUGGUUUUCUCGCAGGUGGCUGCUGCUCUGGCAGAAAUCCCGAUGUUUCGUGCAAGUUUUGCUUGUGAUGGUGCAUCUUCCAAAUUCUCGAAAUGUACCUGAUGUUUUCAAAAGUUGCAUGUGAAUGUUUGGGAAACUAUGCUGGGGAAAGUGGCUGUGAGUUUCAGUAGCUUACUGUGAUUCUCUGAAUAAUAAAAAAAAAAAAUAA
Molecule: messenger RNA, 904 nt
Organism: Columba livia (rock pigeon)
Lineage: Eukaryota; Metazoa; Chordata; Aves; Columbiformes; Columbidae
Gene: GPX1
Product: glutathione peroxidase 1
Exons: 2
Biological process (GO): response to oxidative stress
Molecular function (GO): glutathione peroxidase activity
Source: RefSeq, a predicted model, not a curated record